UUUGUUCGUUGUCGGCACUGCAUUGGAGGAAAUCAUCACAGCGUCAUGGUAACCGCCUCCAGUGUAGGAAGACAUCUGCGCUGCUGUCAUUUUAACUGAAGGGAGAUGGCAGCUGCACAGAAACUGUCCUGUUUUCGGUUACCCCCUCUGCCUACCAUAAAGGAGAUUAUCAAACUAUAUAAUCUGAGAGCAGAGAAACAGCUUUCUCAGAACUUCCUCCUAGACCUGAGACUCACAGAUAAGAUUGUCCGGCAGGCGGGAAACCUGAAGGAUGCGCAUGUGUGUGAGGUGGGACCUGGACCUGGGGGCCUCACCAGGUCUAUUCUGAAAGCUGGAGCAGCAGACUUACUAGUGGUGGAGAAGGACACACGCUUUAUUCCAGGAUUACAGCUCUUGUCUGAGGCUGCUCCUGGAAAAAUGAGGAUAGUACAUGGAGAUAUUCUCACAUACAGACUGGAAAAAGGGUUCCCAGCCCACACUGCUAAGACAUGGGAAGAUGUACCCCCCAACCUGCACAUCAUUGGAAAUCUGCCCUUUAGUGUGUCAACUCCUCUCAUUAUAAAGUGGCUGGAACAGAUGUCGAACAGAACUGGGUGCUUUAUGUUUGGACGUACAAGGCUUACACUGACCUUCCAAAAAGAGGUGGCUGAAAGGUUAACAGCCAGCACAGGAAGCCGUCAACGCAGCCGUCUGUCUGUCAUGGCUCAGUAUCUCUGCACUGUCAAAAACUGUUUCACCAUCCCAGGAUGUGCCUUUGUUCCAAAACCUAGCGUGGAUGUGGGGGUGGUGCACUUCACUCCGCUGGCUCAGCCCCAGAUCCAGCAGCCCUUCAAGCUGGUCGAGAGGAUUGUCAAGAACACCUUCCAGUUCCGGAGGAAGCACUGCCGCAGAGGGCUUGAGAUGCUUUUCCCAGAGUCUCAGCGUCAAGAACUGACGGAAGAGUUGCUGCGCAGUGCUGAUGUGGAUCCCACACUGCGGCCCACAGAGAUCUCUAUUUCUGAAUUCAGGGCUUUAGCAGACGCCUACAGUAAGCUUUGCGAGGAGAACCAAGGCCUCAUCGACUAUGACUUCAGAGAAGAACUGAAACUCAGGCAUCAGGCAAAGAGACAGCUGGGAAACAACCGUAAAGGACAUAACCUUCACACCACAGUAGAGGAAAAUGUUAACGACAGCCACUAACACAGCAGACUCUUAAAGGUGACCGUUUCAUCAGCUGAAUUAGCUUCUUUUUUUUUUUGUCUUUUAAAUGGAUGCAGUAUGUAGAAGACUAGCCAACAGUGAGGUAAAUGAAGCAUCAGCUGAAAGUAUUCUGCUAAAAAUAGACGAAGAAAUGCUUUUAGAAAAUGGAAGGAGAUCAAAUUUAUGGGAGAUAUAGUUUAAGAACACUGUUAAUUAUCACAUAAAGCUGUUUUGUAGGAAGAAUAGGAAAAUUUUCUUUAAUCAAUUCCAGUUCCUAGUCAUCAUCUCUGUAUUGAACUGAGGUAUAGAGGGUUGCCCAGAUAACCUGUCACAUGAUAAAGCAGCUAUGGGAACGCUUUAAUCACUUUACAGCUAGAGGCUGACAACCAUCUGUCAGAGGGAAAAAAACAUUUACCAUUGUUACCUAAAAAUAAUUUGACUUUGAUGAAUAAAUACAUCUUUUCCGAGACUUUUUUAAUGUAUGCUAAUAAGAUUAGAGUUAUUUUGUGUCCCUAAGAUCUCACUAUUCUCUUCAUAUUGUUCAAAUCAAAUGCUAAAAGUGUGAUUCAGUUGUCUGUCAAUUUAAUCGUGCAUUUUAUUCCUUUGUUUUUGACAAACAAUAAAAAAAAAAUUGCUGCU
Messenger RNA from Carassius gibelio (silver crucian carp), 1818 nucleotides. It is a transcript of the gene tfb1m, whose product is annotated as transcription factor B1, mitochondrial. NCBI's taxonomy places the organism in Eukaryota, Metazoa, Chordata, Actinopteri, Cypriniformes, Cyprinidae. The coding region runs from base 106 to 1179 and encodes 357 amino acids. The record is from RefSeq and is a predicted model, not a curated record. The transcript has 8 exons. Gene Ontology annotation, biological process: rRNA methylation; transcription initiation at mitochondrial promoter. Gene Ontology annotation, cellular component: mitochondrial matrix. Gene Ontology annotation, molecular function: rRNA (adenine-N6,N6-)-dimethyltransferase activity; mitochondrial transcription factor activity.